This is a messenger RNA of Galeopterus variegatus (Sunda flying lemur), 2089 nucleotides long. It is a transcript of the gene SCFD1, whose product is annotated as sec1 family domain containing 1. Gene Ontology annotation, cellular component: Golgi membrane; cytosol. Gene Ontology annotation, molecular function: syntaxin binding. The coding region runs from base 14 to 1891 and encodes 625 amino acids. NCBI's taxonomy places the organism in Eukaryota, Metazoa, Chordata, Mammalia, Dermoptera, Cynocephalidae. Gene Ontology annotation, biological process: endoplasmic reticulum to Golgi vesicle-mediated transport; intracellular protein transport. The transcript is spliced from 25 exons. The record is from RefSeq and is a predicted model, not a curated record.
AGCCGGGCAGUGAAUGGUGGGAAUCAAGAUGGCGGCGGCAGCGGCAGCAGCCAGUAUUCGGGAAAGGCAGACAGUGGCUUUGAAGCGUAUGUUGAAUUUCAAUGUGCCUCAUGUUAAAAACAGCACUGGAGAACCAGUAUGGAAGGUGCUCAUUUAUGACCGGUUUGGCCAAGAUAUCAUCUCCCCUCUGCUAUCUGUGAAGGAGCUGAGAGACAUGGGAAUCACUCUGCAUCUGCUUUUACACUCUGAUCGAGAUCCUAUUCCAGAUGUUCCUGCAGUGUACUUUGUAAUGCCAACUGAAGAAAAUAUUGAUAGAAUGUGCCAGGAUCUUCGAAAUCAAAUCUAUGAAUCAUAUUAUUUAAAUUUUAUUUCUGCUAUUUCAAGAAGUAAACUGGAAGAUAUUGCAAAUGCAGCAUUAGCAGCUAGUGCAGUAGCACAAGUAGCCAAGGUUUUUGAUCAGUAUCUCAAUUUUAUUACUUUGGAAGAUGAUAUGUUUGUAUUAUGUAAUCAAAAUAAGGAACUUGUUUCAUAUCGUGCCAUCAACAGGCCAGAUAUCACAGAUACAGAAAUGGAAACUGUUAUGGAUACUAUUGUUGACAGCCUCUUCUGCUUUUUUGUUACACUGGGUGCUGUUCCUAUAAUCAGAUGUUCAAGAGGAACAGCAGCAGAAAUGGUAGCAGUGAAACUAGAUAAGAAACUUCGGGAAAAUCUAAGAGAUGCAAGAAACAGUCUUUUUACAGGUGAUACACUUGGAGCGGGCCAAUUCAGCUUCCAAAGGCCUUUAUUAGUCCUUGUUGACAGAAACAUAGAUCUGGCAACUCCUUUACACCAUACUUGGACAUAUCAAGCAUUGGUGCAUGAUGUACUGGAUUUCCACUUAAACAGAGUUAAUUUGGAAGAAUCUUCAGGAGUAGAAAACUCUCCAGCUGGUGCUAGACCAAAGAGAAAGAGCAAGAAGUCUUAUGAUUUAACUCCAGUGGAUAAAUUUUGGCAGAAACAUAAAGGAAGUCCAUUCCCAGAAGUUGCAGAAUCAGUUCAGCAAGAACUGGAAUCUUAUAGAGCACAGGAAGAUGAGGUCAAACGACUUAAAAGCAUUAUGGGACUAGAAGGGGAAGAUGAAGGAGCCAUAAGUAUGCUUUCCGACAAUACUGCUAAGCUAACAUCAGCUGUUAGUUCUUUGCCAGAACUCCUUGAAAAAAAGAGACUUAUUGAUCUUCAUACGAAUGUUGCCACUGCUGUUUUAGAACAUAUAAAGGCAAGAAAACUGGAUGUAUAUUUUGAAUAUGAAGAAAAAAUAAUGAGCAAAACUACUCUGGAUAAAUCUCUUCUAGAUAUAAUAUCAGACCCUGAUGGUAUGUACCAUAAAUUUGAGGCUGAUUUGGAACAAUAUAAAAAAGCUUUAACUGAUGCAGGAUGCAACCUUAAUCCCUUACAAUAUAUCAAAAAGUGGAAGGCUUUUGGUAAGAUGGCCUCAGCUCCUGCCAGCUAUGGCAACAUGACCACUAAACCAAUGGGUCUCUUGUCACGAGUCAUGAAUACAGGAUCACAGUUUGUGAUGGAAGGAGUGAAGAAUCUGGUAUUGAAACAGCAAAAUCUGCCUGUUACUCGUAUUUUAGACAAUCUCAUGGAGAUGAAGUCAAACCCUGAAACUGAUGACUAUAGAUAUUUUGAUCCCAAAAUGCUACGGGGCAAUGACAGCUCAGUUCCCAGGAGCAAAAAUCCAUUCCAAGAGGCAAUUGUUUUUGUGGUGGGAGGAGGCAACUACAUUGAAUAUCAAAAUCUGGUUGACUACAUAAAGGGGAAACAAGGCAAACAUGUUUUAUAUGGCUGCAGUGAAAUUUUCAAUGCUACACAGUUCAUAAAACAGUUGUCACAACUUGGACAAAAAUGACACAGAAGAACCUUAAUAUGAUAAUCUACUUGGAACUUGGCUAAAUGUAAAAAGAAAAGUCAAAGGAGCCAGAUGUUUUCUUCUCUAUGACAAUAUUCUAACAGUGAAACUCAGUUAUUUGUUAAUUUUUAAGGAAAUUCUAUACUUAAUAUAAUAUGUACUGAUUAAAAGAAAAGAAUAAAACAUUUAAGAAAUAAA